ACAGAGGAGAGAGAAUAUACUGUUCAUCAUUUGCUGCACAGUCUUCGCUCCCAUUCGGACAAAGCAGCAAAACCGAAAGCUGAAAAGCCAGUGUCGAUCUGUUAUCAGUUCCAUCAUUUCCUGACCUGACCCAAAUUUUCCUGGGAAAGUCCGCCGGAGAUUUUCUCAAGUCAUCGGUAUUUGAUUCGAAGUUAAUGACUUUGUGAAAUGGAUAUUGUUUGUUUUGUGCCUUAGAAAAAAAGUGAGGUAUGGAUUUUGGGUGUAAUUUUCGACAGCCAAAUGUGUUCCAUGGUGGUGAAGGCACGGGUUAUAGAGCGUUGGGUAGAUUAAGUUUGUAUUCGGGUUUUAAUUAUAAAGAUGUUCACUGUAAAAGAUUUCUUGGCAAUCCGAGGCUUUUAUUGAGAGCAUGCCCAGCAAAGAAGUUGAAAAAACUCCCUGCAUACAGUGGUAGUGUCAUCAAGUCCAUAGUUUCUAAAGGUGAAUUACAUAGUCAUUUGUGGUGUCAUAAUGUUUUCAAUUCUUCGGUCCAUAAUUUUGGGUGUACAAUUGAGACAUCAAGGGGCGUAGUUCAAUCACGAUGUCAGGGUAAUGAUUCGGUUGCAUAUAUUGAUGGUAAUGGUCGAAAGGUAGAAUUUGAAGAAAGUCCUAGUGAAGAGAGCUCAAGGGUGGGAAGUCAUGGCAGUGCAGAGUCGAAUGGUUUGCAAGAACAAUUGGAGGAAGAAGAUCAAGAAGUACAGGUGCGUGGUGUGGAUGAGUUGAGAGAGUUGUUGCAGAAGGCACUUAAGGAGUUGGAGAUUGCGAAGCUUAACAGUACCGUGUUUGAAGAAAAGGCUCAGAGAAUAUCAGAAGCUGCUAUAGCGUUAAAGGAUGAAGCAACAAAUGCUUGGAAUGAUGUUAAUUCUACCCUUAAUACUAUUCAAGAAGUUGUAAAUGAAGGGGCUGUUGCUAAAGAAGCUGUCCAGAAAGCAACAAUGACCCUUUCUUUGGCUGAGGCGAGGCUUCAGGUUGCACUGAAUUCAUUAACAUCUGCAAAAGAAACAGGGGUUUCACCAGAUGCUUGUGGAGAGAGUGAUUCAAAUUAUGAAUUGAGGGGAGAGAGGGAAGUGCUCUUGGUUGCUCAGGAUGAUAUCAGAGAGUUCCAGGAUCAUCUGGCAAAUUGUGAGACAGAGCUGAGACGGUUGCAAUGCAAAAAAGAAGAGUUGCAGAAGGAAGUGGACAGGCUGAAUGAGAUUGCAGAGCAAGCAGAAUUGAAUGCUCUGAAAGCUGAGGAGGAUGUUGCAAAUAUAAUGCUUCUAGCAGAGCAAGCUGUUGCUUUCGAGCUUGAGGCUACACAGCGCGUGAAUGAUGCAGAGAUUGCCUUGCAUAAAGUAGAGAAAAAUAUCUGUAUUUCCCAUGCAGAUACGCCAGAAAGUCCAAUGUCCCCAAAGGGAUCAUCGUCCCAUGGACAAGUAUUGAGUGAUGGGGCAAUCGUUGACGAGGAGCAAACGAGUCGAGGAACUUCAGGUGAUGUCAUUGCUGAAAGAGAUAAAGAUAUGCCAAUUGAUGUUGCUUCUUUGGUUGGGGAUGCUCUACCAGAUAACCGAGAGAAUGGGAAAUUAACUCUAGACUCACCAAAAGACACUGAAUUAGAUGCAGAGAAGUCAAAGAAUGUCCAACCUAAGAAGCAGGAAAUACAGAAGGAUUUGACUAGGGACAGCUCGCUGUUCAAUGCACCAAAAGCAUUAUUGAACAAGUCAUCCCGUUUCUUUUCUGCAUCAUUCUUCUCUUUUACAGUAGAUGGGACUGAGUUCACACCGGCUUCAGCUUUCCAUACUCUUGUAGAGUCUGCAAGUAAGCAAUUGCCUAAGCUGGUGGUUGGUUCAUUGCUUGUCGGAGCAGGGAUUGCUUUUUAUGCCAACCGGAAAGAUACAAUUAAUCAGCUGUUUCAACAGCCAGACAUUAUCACUACCAGUAUUGAUGAAGUUUCUUCAAACACAAAGCCUCUGGUCAGACAAAUAAGGAAAUUGCCCAAGAGAAUAAAAACAUUUAUGGAAAUGCUUCCUCAUCAGGAGGUAAAUGAGGAAGAAGCUUCUCUAUUUGACAUGUUGUGGUUAUUGCUUGCAAGUGUAAUAUUUGUUCCUAUAUUCCAGAAAAUCCCUGGAGGUAGUCCCGUUCUUGGGUAUCUUGCUGCUGGCAUCUUAAUUGGACCUUAUGGGCUCUCCAUUAUUCGUCAUGUACAUGUGACAAAGGCAAUUGCUGAAUUUGGAGUUGUGUUCUUGCUGUUCAAUAUUGGACUUGAGCUUUCUGUUGAAAGAUUAAGUUCCAUGAAGAAAUAUGUUUUUGGUUUGGGCUCAGCACAGGUCUUGGUGACAGCAGUGGUGGUUGGCUUGGUUGCUCAUUUUGUUACUGGGCAGCCAGGUCCAGCUGCAAUUGUCAUCGGGAAUGGCCUGGCAUUAUCUUCAACUGCUGUUGUCCUUCAGGUAUUGCAGGAACGAGGUGAGAGCACAUCUCGUCAUGGGCGAGCUACCUUUUCUGUAUUACUUUUCCAGGAUUUGGCUGUUGUAGUUUUGCUAAUACUCAUACCUCUUAUUUCACCAAAUUCAUCCAAAGGAGGGGUUGGUUUCCAAGCAAUUGCUGAAGCACUUGGAUUGGCUGCUGUGAAGGCAAUUGUUGCUAUUACGGCCAUAAUUGCUGGAGGGCGCCUG
Molecule: messenger RNA, 2684 nt
Organism: Ilex paraguariensis (yerba mate)
Lineage: Eukaryota; Viridiplantae; Streptophyta; Magnoliopsida; Aquifoliales; Aquifoliaceae
Source: the annotation of a GenBank genome assembly